Staurois parvus is the source of this 663-nucleotide messenger RNA. NCBI's taxonomy places the organism in Eukaryota, Metazoa, Chordata, Amphibia, Anura, Ranidae. The record is from the annotation of a GenBank genome assembly.
UGUUGCACCAUACAGGAGAUGGAUAGAGAGAGAAGUUGCAGCCUGGGCACUGUGCUGUGCGUUCUCACAGGAGCCUCCCGGGGGCUGGGCAGGAGCCUGGCAUGGGAACUGUGCCCCAGAGUGGCGCCAGGCUCUGCCCUGCUGCUGGUGGCCCGCACAGAGCAGGCUCUGCGUGUUUUGUCUCAGGAGCUGACACUCCAGUAUGCAGAUAUUGAGGUGAGAUGGGUGGCAGCAGACCUGGGAACAGCAGAUGGGGUAAAGAAGACAGUGCAAGCUGCACAGGAGCUGAACGGACGGGAUGCGGCUCAAAGGGUCCUCAUUAUCAACAACGCAGGGUCUCUAGGUGAUGUCAGCAGGUCUUUUGUGGAAUUUAUGGACCCUCUAGAAGUGGACAGAUAUUUCUCCUUGAACGUGUCUUCAGCGCUGUGCCUGACCUCUUCCCCUGCUGACGGUUUUCCAGAGACGGCCUGGGCUACAGCGGCUGGUGGUCAACAUCUCAUCCCUGGCAGCCCUGCAACCGUUCAAGUCCUGGACGCUGUACUGUGCAGGGAAGGCAUCUCGGGAUAUGAUGUUCAAGGUGUUGGCCGAGGAGGAGACAGACAUCCGCGUACUCAACUACGCACCAGGUUGUACAUGGUGCACAAAAAAAUUCUGCUUUGCUAA